Messenger RNA from Styela clava, 2228 nucleotides. Its product is annotated as leucine carboxyl methyltransferase 1-like. Gene Ontology annotation, biological process: C-terminal protein methylation. Gene Ontology annotation, cellular component: cytosol. Gene Ontology annotation, molecular function: protein C-terminal leucine carboxyl O-methyltransferase activity. Lineage: Eukaryota; Metazoa; Chordata; Ascidiacea; Stolidobranchia; Styelidae. The record is from RefSeq and is a predicted model, not a curated record.
UUCAAUUUGGAAAUAAGUUACAAGAUAAAAAGAAUAGAUUUUAAUAUUUGCCGAUUUGAAUGACAUAUUAGAAAAUUAAAAAUGGGAAUAAAUAAUUAGAUGGUUUGGAGCUGGAGUCACUAGAAUUUCUGGUAGCUUCAGCUCCAUGUAAUAUGGUAAGCUUGGCUCCAGCUCCAUUAGUUCCGGCUCCGCAGCCCUUGUUUUAAUUACUGAAUGAAAAGAAGCAUUAUGUAUCCAUGGAUAUCAGAAAACUUGCUCGCUUCGAUGAAGAGCUACCAUAUAUUUCAUGUAGAUGCAGGAAAUAAUGUAAUAUAAUAAGACAAUUGGCUCAGUGCCAACUGAUUACUUUAAGAUGAAUGGACAUAUAAUGAUAACGAAUGUCAACACCCAAAAUGGAAAUAAAAAUUUUUUUUUUAUCUGAUCAAGCGAUCAGGUAUCAAUAUUAUCCAAGCGCAGCAAAUUACAGAAUUACACCAUUGUCUAGGACCCAGUAUAUACUGUUUAAUCUACAUUCUACACUUCAUGACUUGAUACAGUAAUAUUAGUUAUGCCUUGUUUACGGGAGUUAAAUAUAUAUGCCUAUUCUGUGUGUCAAGAAACAAUAUUUUUUAUUCACAUGGGAUGUAUUUUUUCGGAUUUCGAAAUGAAAUUCGUUGUGAUUUUCAUGUUAUUAUCCUUAGUUCCUUGGUUUCUGCAACCUGAUGUAGCAAACAGGUUUUGGUAUAAUAUGUGACACAAACUUGUACCUUGUUUUCAAAUAUCAAUUGCAUUGUGUAUAAAGGAGAUACAAGGCCUAAUUUUCAUUUACAUUAACAGUCUAAGCAGUAGUAUUAUAAUAUGAGCAGCGAUUCAGAUCUUGCUACUCAGGCGACCUGUAAUGAUGCUUCAACGUGUAAAAGAUACGCUGUUCAGAAAGGAUAUUGGAAUGAUCCAUAUAUAUCGCAUAUGGUAAAAAGUGUGGGAUCUCGUAAACCUCCAGAGAUAAACCGAGGAUAUUAUGCGAGAGUAGAAUCAGUGUGGAUACUGAUUAAAAAAUUUAUUCAUGCUACUGAAAGAAAGUGCCAAAUUGUUAGUUUAGGUGCCGGCUUGGACACUACGUUCUGGAGACUUUGUGGAGAAGAAUUAAGUCCUAUUCGAUAUAUUGAACUCGACUUUCCUAAUGUCACAAUGCGUAAAGUUCAAACUAUCAAAUCGAAAACUUUAUUAACACAAGCCUUUAACACAUCAGAAAACGAUACAAAGAUUGAAACAUCAAGCAUUAUUUCAAAUAAAUAUUCCUUACUUCCUGCGGAUUUGCGUGACAUAGAACUUGUUGAAAAACAGCUAAAACUAGCUCAAAUUGAUUUUACUAUACCUACUCUCUUUCUCACUGAGUGUGUUCUUGUGUACAUGUCAUCCAAAAAUUCGAAUGCUAUCUUGAAAUGGGUGACAACCAAUUUUGAAAACUGUAUGUUUGUCAAUUACGAACAGGUCAAUAUGAACGAUCGUUUUGGACAUGUUAUGAUUGAAAACUUGAAAUCACGUGACUGUGACAUCCCUGGUGUUGAUGUAUGUGAAAGCCUUGAAUCUCAGCGAAAACGAUUUCAAGAAAAUGGCUGGGAUCAAGUAAAUUGUAUUACUAUGUGGUCUGUGUAUUCUAUUUUACCACAAUCUGAUGUCCAGAGAAUGGAACGUCUUGAGUUCAUGGAUGAACAAGAACUUCUUGAACAGUUAUUGACUCAUUAUUGCUUAUGUUGGGCAACAAAGGCGGGUGAGAGUUUCAACUUGAAAGAAAUUGAACUCUGAUAUUGAGAGUAUUUGUAUUUUAUGGUCAUGUUUAAAAAAUAUUGUCAAAGAAAAUUAAUUGACUUUGAAAUCAUGGAUGUUUCAUUUACAUUCAAGCAUUAAUAUGUUUAUUUCACUUAAAGUGCACUAAUCAUACAUGACAACAAUUUGAUAAUUUAUGAAUAUAUACCUGAUUUAGGUAGAGUUGCCAACUUGACAAAUUUGAACAUAGUAUAGAUACAUAUGUUUGCUACAACUUACAAGUAAAUUUGAUUUCCCUUCACUUGUGUUCCAUCAUAUGCUAACAAAUAAACUGUGUUUUACUAUUCCUGUGAUAUACUGUCAAUUGAUAAUAUGUGUGAUAUCAUUUGAUAAUGUAAACCAUUCACUUAAGCGUAUUGUAUUGGAUUAUCAUUAAUGUAUUACUACCUGUAUAAUAUAUCUUCUUUUUCUUUGUAUCGAAG